AUGGCUCCGAGGUUUGAAAUCGCGGUUGGUCUUAAAAAAGGCCACAAAACAACAAAGAUUUCCGGUGGAAAGAAAGGAAUCACAGACAAAGCAAUUAGAAUUAGACCUGCUAGGCUAAAGGGUCUCCAGACAAAGCACUCCAAAUUUGUAAGGGAUUUGGUACGUGAAGUGGUUGGUCAUGCUCCUUAUGAAAAGAGAGUAAUGGAAUUGCUUAAGGUUUCAAAAGAUAAGCGGGCCCUUAAGUUCUUAAAGAGACGCCUAGGCACGCACAUCCGCGCCAAGAGGAAGCGUGAAGAAAUGAGCAACGUUCUUGUACAAAUGAGGAAGGCGGCCCACCACGCUCAUUAA
Molecule: messenger RNA, 348 nt
Organism: Pieris macdunnoughi
Lineage: Eukaryota; Metazoa; Arthropoda; Insecta; Lepidoptera; Pieridae
Source: the annotation of a GenBank genome assembly